AUGGAAGACCCAAAUGAAGAUAAAGAGACACGAGAAUACCGGCUAAAACUGCAAAAGCAAAAAGAGCUGAGGGAGCAAAUACUCGCCAAAAAAGAAGCUAGAAGAAAAGCAGCUGCAGCUAUUAAAGCCUCAGAGCUAGCCAGCAAAAAGGCAAGGGAAGAAAAGGAGAACAACAAGAAAGCCGAAGAUCAAAAGAAGAAGGAGCAGCAUCCCUUCCAACAACCUCCACCGCCACAGCCGGGACAGAUGGAUCGGAAAGGGUUCAAAGGUGGGCCAAAUCAACAUCAGAUAAGACCAAACCAGCAUGGCAGCCCACGCUUACCUGCUCCUCACCCAAACCAGAACAGACAGCGAUUCAAUAGGCCACGGAUGCCUCCCCCUCUGAUGCCAGAAGGGCCUCGUGCUCACCACAGCCAUCAGCCUCCUUUCCGUAGACAGUCUCCUCCACCUCUUGAUCGACAUCAUCAUCGGCCAGAUGCUCAUCAUCAACCCAGUCCAAUCAGGACACCACCUCCCUUAUUUAGUGAACCACCACCCCUACACAAUGUGGAUUCGGGUUUCCAGCAAGAUGGAAUAAGACCACCCUAUUAUGGCCCACACAGUAAUUCAGGGCAGCAGCCUAUGCAUCCUGUCCUGCCACAAGAGAUGCAACCUCACCACCAUGGCCCUCCUCCACAGCGGCACAUCCCACCCCCACAUCCUCCACCACCCAUUCACAACCAGCCACCACCCCACAUGCAGCACCCACCACCUUCUCACCCUCCACCUCCUCAGCAUCAUCCUCCUCCACACCAGCCACCCUCUGACAUGCAGCACAUACCUGGACGACCUAGCAUGCCUCCUCCCCACCAUCAUGGACCUCCACAUCUACAGGGUCCACCUCAUAGACCCUCACAUCCACCCAACCAUGGCCCACCUCAUGCACAUCCCCCGGAUCUGAACCAAAGGCCGCCAGUCUCCCAGGGCCACCGUGACCAGUACCACCAUCAGAGUGAUUCCUUCCCACCACGAGGGCCUCCUCCAUUACCUGCUCACCACGAAUCAGUGGGAGGACAACGAGACUACAGGGAAAGCCAUCGGUUUACAGAGCCUCCUCCAUCUUGGGAGGAACCCCAUGCCAUGUGUAAUGACUAUAAUGAAUAUAAUGAAGUCUAUAAUGAGCCUAGAGUGGACCCCUAUGAAAGGGAUGAUUACUAUCACAAAAACCAGUAUCAAGAGGAGCCCCCUUACCAGGACUCCUAUUAUGAUCAACCUUACUCUGAGCCACCACCAAAGUAUGAAGAAGAAUACCAGCGCCCUCGAGUCAGGGAGGAGUACCCCCAAGAGCCAUACCCAGAGGAAUCAUACCAAGGAUAUGACCAGCCCGAACAGCAGGAGAAUUAUAGGCCAGCUGCCAGGAGUAGGGAUGUUAGAAGUCGGCUUGGAGGAAGAGUCACAGUCGGCCAAAAUCCACAUCAUCUACAGGUUAAAGUUGUCCAGAAUCUCUCAGAAGAAGCUGAGUCUCCACCAGCACAACCUCAAAUCGGACAGAAAAUACAAACUGUGCAACGGCAGCAACCAGCACGCUCACGUAAAUACAAAAGGAUUACAAGGAAGAACAUGAAAGGAGAAGUUAUUUCAGUAAAAAAGAUCCCAGUUGAUGAACACGGCAAUCAAAUUGGACCUCCAGUAACAGAAUUUGAAGCCAAUGAGUCUUAUAUGGAGAGCACAAAUACUGCUGCUUCAGUUUCUAGCAAUCAACAACAGCGAGUGCCAGUUGUGAAAACAUUGCGUCAGAUAGUUAGGAAAGUACCAGCAAAUCGACAGCAAACACAGCAGCAGCAGCAACAGCAGCAACAACAAGUUCCACCAGUAACUCAGCAACAGGUCAAGCUAAGAGAAAUUCCACAAGCUGAGCAGAGCAAAGCACAGACUCAGCAAGGAAAAAUUGUAAAGAGAAUGGUUGUAUCCACUGGAGAUGUAUCAUCACAGUCAAAUCAAGCAGGACGUCGCAUUGUGACAACUGGAGCCCCAAAAGGGAAUAACAGCAGCAGCAAUACUGUCCACAGACCAGGAAGCGGAAUCCGGAGAGUGAUCACACAGACGCCAGCAUCACAGACAGGAAACACAGAAGGGUACCAUACUGUCCAUCUGUGUGAUCUACCGACCAAUCUCACAUUAACAGACAUUACUCAGAUGGUGAACAGUGCAGGAGUUGGGCAGCCUUUGGGUGUAGACUAUGUGUCAGGGUCAAGAGAGUGUGUCAUUACAUUCCAUCAGUCAGAGGUUGCUGCUAAGUUUUACCAGAAAAUAAAUCGCAGAAUGGUGAACAUGUCAUUUAUCAGGGCAAAGAUGUACUAAAUAGAUUUUGCAUAUGAUGGUUGCGAGAAUGAAUUUCCUAUUCUGUGUGAGUGCAGAGAUGAAAGAUGUCGUGGUGAAGGUAGUCAAAAGGUAGUCAGAUUCCUCUGAAAGUGGCAUUAUGAGAAGAAUUAUUUUCUUACAUUGAUAAAAUCAGACUUGUGCAAUUUGAUGCUUUAUUUCUUUGUAUUAAUAUUGACAAGUUCCACAAAGUGACAGUGCUAAUGUCUAAAGUAAUCUCAUAUUCAUAAAGUAGGUCAGGUUAUCUAAAAUUUCUUUGGCAGUUGUUUAUAAUACCCUGCCAUAACCUAAGCAUUUAAAAAAGCCUAGUAUUAGAAGGCAGACUACCUGAAACACAUUACAAAAAGUGUGCGGUGUCAAAUAAUUUCACAGCUAAUGUGGCAGUUCAACUUGUCUUUGAUUUGAAUAUAUUUCAGUAAGCAUUAUUUGUUUGAUGAUACCUUCACCAUCAUGAGUACAUAAGCAUCAUUCUCGUUGACAGCUUAGAGGUAUUCAUAAAAUUAGUUAAGUACUCUCACAGGGAUGCAGAUGUGAACAUGCACACACUCAUGCAUGCACCCGCACACGCACAUGUACACACACACACGCACAUGUACACACACACACGCACACGUACACACACACACGUACACACACACACACACA
Molecule: messenger RNA, 3003 nt
Organism: Penaeus vannamei (Pacific white shrimp)
Lineage: Eukaryota; Metazoa; Arthropoda; Malacostraca; Decapoda; Penaeidae
Source: RefSeq, a predicted model, not a curated record